Acanthopagrus latus (yellowfin seabream) is the source of this 5782-nucleotide messenger RNA. RefSeq lists its product as uncharacterized. The transcript has 4 exons. The coding region runs from base 2887 to 3618 and encodes 243 amino acids. The record is from RefSeq and is a predicted model, not a curated record. Lineage: Eukaryota; Metazoa; Chordata; Actinopteri; Spariformes; Sparidae.
UAUAACAGAGUAAAAUGACUUCUUGGUUUGAUGCUAUAGUAAUGAGCAUGCACCUAUCAAUAUUAAUGAUGUCCCUUAACCAUGAAUUACUUAUGCAUUCUAGCAUUUCCGGUUCCAUUGUCUUAACGUUUUUGGGCUUAAAAAAAUGGAUUUCAGUAAAAUGCCUGAAAAUAGACCAGUGGUUACCACAGGGUUAGGUUAUUGACAUGUUUUGUUCUAUGACAUGAAAUACAUGAAGUUAUGCCCCACAGUUUAAUUAUAACAUGCUUACGUGUUUAAACCAAGGCAGUUGCUAAUAAGAGGCAAGAUGAGGCUACAGAAGUUGUCAUGGGUAUCAAACAUCAUCAUGCCAAACAUGGAGACUCAUCUACUCACUAGUGCACCUUUACAGGCCGACUUUAGUUGCAAACUAUUACAGAAACCUAACUUUAUAGCUUGUAGAUGAUCAAUUUACAGAAAACACUUAUAGCAGUUGUGUAGCAAGAUGCUCAGUGGUGGUGCAAUUUAAGUCAUGCAACUGCAGUGUAGUCUGUUUAUAGUCUUACAUUAGCUUUUUGCUUCUAGCAAUACUCUUUGAAAAUCAUAAAAGUUGUGUACAUCUGUAGAGAUUAUCUUGCUGCGCAAAACAUGCAGAUACCAAAAAAUUGUGUUUAACACAGAGCUAAUUUUAGGCAACAAUCUAAUAUCAAAUUCAAAAGCCCCAUAGUGUUCUGGUUUUCAUGACUUCCCACUACAUGAGAUUUGUGAGAACAAAGCUCUGUAUUAGCGUACUUAACAUUUCCCUUUGGUUGUCUUGUGUUUGUAACAGUAAGAGGUUUAAAGGCUUUUACUAAUUGUAAUCGUCCCAGAAGACUAAUUGUUGUUUCAUUGGGAUUUUUCCCACAUGCAAACCCAUGGUUCAGACAAGCAUGUUCCCUUUAAUUGAAACUUCGCUUUAGGUUCCACUGUUCUGUGCCUUCAUGGGUACUGACAUAUUUAUUGUGUGAGAGCUGCCCUGAUUGACUGGGUUAUCAGUAGGAUUGCAGUAGGAUGGGGGGUAGUGGGUGGAUAUCUGACCCAGAGAGAAGAAUUUCCCCCCAGCUCCACCCCACAUUCCUCUCUACCAAACAGUAGCAUCCAAUCUGAACCUCUCUGGGGAAAUGGGCUUCUAAAAAACUGCAAUGUCAACCUAUAAGUUAGUGCCAUCGUCGUCAGCCCUGCUGUUUUUUAAAAUCCUACAUCUUAUUUAACUCCACUCAUGUGGUGCCCUUGAAUUUGAUAAUCAUGUGUUUACAAUGAAAAAAAGGACUCUCAGGGAUGCUAGGUGGGGAAAACAUGGCUCCUUUAACAGCUGAGUAACUGCAUGUAAUGGUGAUUGUAAAUUUCACCAUGAAGAAAGAACAAAACUGCUUUUAAUAACUUGUUAAUUGUUAAUAACAUAAUUGUAAAGGUUUAUAUUUGUAGUUCAGCCCUGACUGGAUGCCUAUUCAGUAGCUGAUUCUGAAAACAAAUUGGCUUUUAAAGAGAUGUUUAUUCACAUGUUAGGUAUCUAAGGUCCUGUGUUUCUAAAUUUGGAUCAAGCUAUACAACAAGCCCCCUGCCCUCACUAAAAAUGUCUGCUGAUCAGCGUCAAUGAUCAAACCCUUCAUCAGUGAGAUGAUCCGGAUAAUCAGUCUGUCUGCAGGGUGAUUAAAUCCCCAAAGAGGCCAGUUGGUAAAACCAGACGUCACUGGUAGACUGGUUUAUCAGAGGACUGUUUACAACGAUCGAGAUUACGUCACUGGAGGAAUUUAUAGUAUCAAUGAUCGUGUGUGUGAAAUGAUAUAUCACUCUGCUAAAUAAUUUUGGAACCGCUUAGUCAACAAAAAGGGAGUGGUCCUGUCUACAGUUUAAAGCUUUAAAAUAAUACAUGGAACGUAAACUGGAUCUACCUAUAGUGAAAAUUAAUGGCUUUGGAUCACGUCUUAGAUAGAGCCAUAAUUAAAAUAAAGUGAAGUAACUGUAGUAAUGGUUGACUCCACUAAGGUGUUUGUUUCUUUGUAUGAGAUGGAGAAAAAGAACAUAAAAGAAAUGAGACCCUUAGCAUGAGCACAUUUGUUGGUUUAUUGAUCAGUUUUGGUUUGUUCUUGUUCUAAUGCUGUGUAUCCGCAUUUGGGGUUAUAACUCAAAUGAGCACAAAAUUCUUCUUUUAAGAUUAUAUUCUACACCUGUCUCUUUUCAUCUUCCCUUUAUUGUAAUGUCACAAAAGUCUUUUGAUAAAACACAUUUUUUCAGCCUGAAAACUAUACUAUACCAUAAGAUAUACCAUCUUACUAAUACCAACAAAAUGUUAUGGGAGUGCAUCUCAGCAAUGCAGAGAAGUAUAACAGGUGCUUGCUUUUGGACCAUGGUCUACCGUUAAGUUCCACUUUCCAUCCUCCAAGGGAAAAAAGUUUGGGCACCCUUGGCACAACUUUUUCCACAUGCGGAAAAAGUUUUAGGCGCCUUCUGGUCAAAUCCAUUGUACGCCUACCCACACAUCUCAACAAGGAGGAAUCUUUAUAUUAUGUAUUCCUAAAUAUUGUGAUUUUGAUAAGUAACUACAACUAACAUUACUGCCUGUGCUUCUUAUUAUUUUAAUAAUAAUGACGAUUGUUCUUCUUUGUUGUUGUCACUUUCUGGUUCCUGGAUUUUGUAGCGGAGUGAGACCUCUGUGCCUCCUCCUCCUCUCUGUCUGUACGUGGAGGGCGGGGCGUUGUGUAACGGUUGGAAUGCUGUCUGUGUGCUCGAGCCUCGGACCCCGCCCCAGUGUCUUUAAAUACCCCCACCACAGCGGGCCGUGACAGGGGCGACGAGCGAGGAUGUGCUGACUUAUUCCACGUUUUGUUCAUAAGUUAGAUACUUUUAGUUUUUUGUCGGAAUAAUAAAAUGGAGUUGGACCGGCGGUUGCUGCUCGCCCACUGCACGACCCACGCCCUGUCGAUAGUGGCGGGUCUGCUGGUGGUCGUCCCCAUGGCUCUCAACGGCUCCGCGUUCAAAGGCCGCUGCGCACUCUUCUCCACCGGCUACUGGAGGACGGAGGACCGGCCCGAGCUGACGGGACAGCCGGGAGAAGUCUCUCACCUGGUGGUGCAGCAGUGGGGCCCACCGGCAGCCUGCCAGUUCGCCACAUUUGUUGGUAUUUUCACGGUGCUGUACGGCGCAGCGCAGAGCUGGAGGUGUCUCUUCUAUCUGCACGGACGGCAUGACGACACUCUGUUCUCGUCCUUCCUGACGGUGCUGCUGAGUGUGUGUGUUCUCUUCCUGUCUGGGGGGGCCAGCGUCCUCCUGUCUCUGGGACUGGUUUCCUGGUGCGACAUUGUGACGGAUGACAGCACACGGCCGUACAGCUGUGCAGAGUCCCAGUCUGUUCCUCUUUACCUGGAUGUGGACACCUCCUCUUUCUACACAGAGCUCAGUCUGGCACAGGCGUCUCUGUGGUGUGUGACGGCUCUGUGGCUGGUUCAAUCCAUCCUGGCCUUCCUGCGGCUUUACCACUCUCACAGUCAGCACAUCACCGGGCCCUGUCGCCCCCGAGAGAAGGAGCUGUUGCUGGGACACAGUCCGUCUGACAGCGGCUCGCCCUCACCUCCUCCAGCAACACCCACCCUCUUAGUCUGACUGAGUGUGUGUGAGGUACUGGCAGAAGAUGAUACACUUAACAACAUUAGCUAAAUGUAGUUCGAACCUCAUUUUCUCUGCUCUACAGUCCCUACUGCAUGUUGAAUGAAGACGUAUAGUUAAGGACAUGCUUUUAUUUUUAUAGGAAUCAUAAUUCAUCAUCUUAUAUAAUAGACCCCGACCAAUAGAUUCUAUACGGGAGUUGAUACAUAACAAGAAAAUACAGAUCAUGAAUGCCAAAGAUGUUUAUCACAACGUUUCAAAACCUUAAAGUGUUUUCUCUCCAAAGAGUGCUGACAAAUUCAUUUUUACUAUAAAGUCUGAAGUCACAGUUUUUUUAAGAACCAAAGAAUCUGGUUGUUAUCUCUUCAUACUAAAAUAUAUCUGAUUUUCUAAAUCUCAAAUAUUGAUCAGGCUUUAUUAUAUAAUGAUAUGAUGUUAGAGCAGGGCCAACAUCUCUGACAUUACAGCACGCAUCACCUCACAGUGACACAACAAUUUCGACCCAGUUUGUGCCUCUCGUGUAUUCAUUAAGUUAAAAAAAAAAUCUGUUUUUCUAAAUGAUAAAUAGCAGACAAACAAAUAAAGGAAAGAACAUUUUCCAAAAACCAUGAAGACACAUCAAAAGUUGUGAAUUAAUUUCCCACAGCAAUAGCCAGAAAGUGCGCACGUCAUUUCUGAGCUUAAUUAUAAGCAACCAAAUGGAGAAACUAUGUCCACAUCAGCCCCCAAAUACAAUAUCUGGAUUUGAGAUUUAGGGAUAUGCUGACCGUGACAGUAAGAGAACUACAGAUUUCUGGGAGUCACAUGUAAAUGAAGCUCAUUAUUAACACUACAACAACAGAUGCAUCUCAUUUAAAAGGGUCCAUACACAGUUUCUACAAAUGCAUAACACAACACAGCAAGCCAAUUUAGGCAGAUUAUGUUGGAUUAAAUGUGGGAACACGACUAAGUUUUCGUGUUUUUUCCAUUCUGAUGUCCUCAUAGCAUUAUAAAUAUCCUUGCUUGUUUUCUAUGACAUGAAAUUACUGCACAUAGCUGCAGUAUGAAAUCUUAAAACGAUAACAACAUCAUUAUCGAGAGAUAUAAUUGAUUGUAACGCUUUUUAAUGUUGGUGUAUGGCGUAAAAAUUAAGCAAGGAUAUGUUUUAAUUACAGUUAUAUUUUUCGUUACAGUCAGGAGACAGUGUUCAGUUUACAAUGAUUUUUUUUUAAUAUGUAGUCAGAAGAAUCGCAAAGGAUUCAGAUUCAUCAUAACGCAAAGUGUCGUUAAACAAGCUACUAAUGAUACAGAAGCACGGCUCUGUGAUUUAAAUUCAACAGUGAGCACUAACUGGGACUAACUUCACCUCUGUCUUGGGACAAAAAGGGAUUUUACAGAAGACAGAAAAGAAACACUCAUCAGAUCAGUUGUAGAUGUAAUCAGUGAUCUAAUAACCUCAGUGUUUGACCACAAGCAACCAGAUAGUGUUUUUCCUAGAGUACGUUUUGAAUAUAUGUAAUAUGCAUGGUUGUUUACAUUUCAGAUGGAGUCUGAUAUUUUGCACAGUUUUGUCCUCGUCAGGGAGAACACAUGUUCUGAUGUAAUUUUAAAAUGUAGCACUGAGAAGCUUUUAUUGUGAAGCAGUGGUGAGAGUGAGACUGAGCCGCUGUGUUCGUGAAGCAGGCUCACUGUGUGAGCAUGACCCGAAUGUUGUGUAAUGGAAAAAUCACUGCUGACCCUCUCUCUUCUUGUGACGAUUGUUAUUAUGAUGCUGUCUGCGUGGACGUGGCCGCUUAGGGCGUUAAUGAAGCAGUCAGCUCCUCUCAGAUGCUACUUUAGAGUGUAGACUGUGUUAUUAGGAGGUAGUUUUCAUGCUGAGAGAAAUUUGUGCGGAGCCCCUAGAGGUUCAGUGACGGGGAAAGAGGAUGUGAACUAAAAUGAUUCAUCACCUCCAUCACUGACCUAAGUGGUUGUAAUGAAACACAGACAGCUGAGAAACAAAUCUGAAGUAAAGAGAGAUGAAACAGUAAGGUGACAUGACAUUAAUUGUACUAUAUGAAAUGUUUUUUGUAUUAUGACUGAUAAGUCUUGCUUUUUAACUCUUAUACCAUUAUGCUCCUUCACAUUCGUGUUUUUGCAUUUGUCUUGUUUGUCAAAUAAAAAUCUUCCCAUUGUAAAAAGA